Neoarius graeffei (lesser salmon catfish) is the source of this 5464-nucleotide messenger RNA. RefSeq names its product histone H1-like. Gene Ontology annotation, cellular component: nucleosome. Bases 3477 to 4181 code for a protein of 234 amino acids. The transcript is spliced from 2 exons. Gene Ontology annotation, molecular function: structural constituent of chromatin; DNA binding. Gene Ontology annotation, biological process: nucleosome assembly. Lineage: Eukaryota; Metazoa; Chordata; Actinopteri; Siluriformes; Ariidae. The record is from RefSeq and is a predicted model, not a curated record.
UCAUCUUUUUUUAGUGGGAGAACUUGCACAAUUGGUGGCUGACUAAAUACUUUUUUGCCCCACUGUAUAAUUAAAAAGUUUGUACACGAGAACGCUCGCAAUUGGGAUAAAUGGCUUGAACCCCUGUUAUUUGCAGUGUGAGAGGUCCCACAAGCCUCCACGGGGUUCUUCCUGUUUGAAUUAUUAUAUGGGCGUAAGCCACGUGGCAACCUAGAUGUACUGUGGGAAAAUUGGGAGAAGGGGCCUUCACCGAGCAAAAAUGAAAUUCAAUACAUUAUCAACCUGCGCGCAAAACUCCCCACACUCACACACCUAAUCCAAGAUUUGCCCAAGAAUGGCAAAUCCACCUGUACAACAGGGGUAUGCGCCUUAGGGAGUUCGCACCGGGAGAUAAAGUACUCAUACUGUUGCCCACGUCGAGCUCCAAAUUGAUUGCCAAGUGGCAAGGACCCUUUGCGGUCACACGGCAAGUCGGGCACGUUGACUAUGAGGUGAGGCGAACGGACAGGGGUGGGGUGCUACAGCUUUACCACCUCAAUCUGCUCAAACUCUGGAACGAGGAGGUCCCCGUGGCGUUGGUGUCAUUGGUUCCGGAGAAGGUGGAGCUGGGGCCAGAGGUUCAAAAGGGAACAUUGACAUCGCUUACCUCUCUGGUCCCCUGUGGAGACCACCUCUCCCCAACCCAGCUCACAGAGGUUGCCCAGUUGCAGACCAAAUUUUCGGACGUGUUCUUGCUCCUGCCCGGCCACACCCGCCUCAUAGAACACCACACUGAGACACCCCUGGGGGUGGUAGUGCGCAGCCGCCCUUACAGGCUACCCGAACACAAUAAAAAGGUGGUUCGGGAAGAACUCGAGGCCAUGCUCGACAUGGGCAUCGUCGAGGAGUCCCACAGUGACUGGAGCAGCCCAGUGGUCUUGGUUCCCAAGGCUGAGUGGUCGGUCCGGUUCUGUGUGGACUAUAGAAAAGUCAAUGCGGUGUCUAAAUUCGAUGCGUACCCAAUGGCUCGUAUUGACGAGUUGCUGGAUCAACUAGGCACGGCUCACUUUUAUUCGACACUGGAUUUGACAAAGGGUUAUUGGCAGAUCCCCUUGACUCCACUAUCCCAAGAAAAAAUGGCCUUUUCCACAUCGUUUGGCUUACAUCAAUUUGUCACACUUCCUUUUGGGCUGUGUGGGGUGCCCGCUACGUUCCAGUAGCUUAUGGACAGGGUCCUCUGCCCCCAUGCCACCUAUGCGGCCGCAUACUUAGACAACAUUAUAAUCUAUAGUAAUGACUGGCCGCGGCAUCUGCAACACCUGAGGGCCAUCCUUGGUCGCUGAGGUGAGCGGGUCUCACGGCGAACCCGAAGAAAUGUGCGAUUGGGCGGGUGGAAGUACGGUAUCUGGGCUUCCACUUGGGCAAUGGGCAGGUGCAUCCCCAAAUUAAUAAGACCGCAGCGGCCUGCCCGAGGCCCAAGACCAAAAAGGGGGUGAGACAGUUCCUGGGGCUGGCUGGCUACUAUUGUAGGUUUAUACCUAAUUAUUCGGACGUCACCAGCCCGCUGACUGAUCUCACUAAAAAGGGGGCACCAGAUCCGGUCCAGUGGACGGAGCAAUGCCAGCGGGCUUUCUCUGAGGUGAAGGCUGCACUGUGUGGGGGGCCACUGUUACACUCCCCUGACUUUUCUCUCCCUUUAUGUUGCAGACGGACACGUCAGACAGAGGGCUGGGGGCUGUUCUGUCCUAGGAGGUGGAGGGGGAGGAUCGCCCCAUACUGUACAUCAGCAGAAAGCUGUCAGUGCAUGAGGGGUGCUACAGCACAAUAGAGAAAGAGUGCCUAGCCAUCAAGUGGGCGGUCCUCGCCCUCCGCUACUACCUGCUGAGACGCCCUUUCACCCUCUGUUUGGACUACGUGCCCCUCCAGUGGCUACACCGCAUGAAGGAUGCCAACGCAUGGAUCACCCGUUGGUAUCUGGCACUCCAGCCCUUUAACUUCAAGGUGAUCCACAGGCCGGGGGCGCAGAUGGUCGUGGCGGACUUCCUCUCCCAUCAAGGGGGGGGGGAGUCGGCUGCAGGCUGGACGGCUGCCUGGCCUGAGUUGGGCAGUGGGAGUAUGUGUCAGCAGGGGCAUGGUCAAGCAUCGGUCUGUGACUGGAGGGUGGAGUCAGGGAAGGUAAGUGGCAGAAUCACUGCACCUGAUGUGAGUUAACCUAUGUUUGUGCAUCUUCCCCAGUGACUGUGCCCUAUAUAACAAGAGAGAGAGCAGAGGAAGGGAGCUCUCUCCCCAACCAGAUGACUGAUGUGUGUGUAUGUGUGACUGGGAGAUUGAAAAGCUGAAAAUAAAGAGCUUUUUGAAACUCAGUUCUGGCCUGCCGUACUUCUGUGCUCCACCCAUCUGCUCAAAGUCCUACAGUGUACUUGUGCUGUUUUGUGCUUAUGUGGUUUUCAUGUUGUAAAGUAUACUUGUGGGUUUUUUUUGUGCUUAUGUGCUGAGGUUUUUUUUAAUGCUCCCACACUGUACUCCUCACAGGAGCAUAGGGUGGGGGUCACUUUUUUUCUCCUCGCCUUUCCUUUUGUUACUCUGUAAUUUUCUUUUUUCCCUGUUUUCCUGUCCUGUCUACUCCCCUUCUGUCAAUUAUGUGUAUGUAUGUAUGUAAGGACAGGUUGAUGGUCAAUUUCACUGGUACAGUGAUAAUGAAGGGUUCAUUCAUUCAUUCAUUCAUUAGGAUUCUACUGAGGCCCAAGGCCUGUGCGAUGAAGACAAUGUCAAACAGGUGCAGGCCACUCAGGCAGCAAAGAGGCACACCUGGAGUACCAGGAGCAGAAGAGGAUGGGGUGAUGUAUGAGGAGAGCCGUCCCAAGUUCGAGCACCAGACGGGUGUCGAAGACCAGACGAUGGCAAAGAAGUUGGGAGUUGCAUUGCGGGAGUCACAUGCUAGGGCACAAAUACUAGUAGUACUACUAGUAGUCUUCACGCUGACGUAUAAAAUUCUACCAAAUCCAACACACAACAACUCAGCCACAUAGGGAUACAUACCUGACACAAAGGUGCACACACUCACUCCAAAGUUGUGCUUUACAUAGCACAAAAGAGGCUCUGCUUCAAAAACUACACACUACACUCUGACAGUGGAAAUACAUCAAGGUCAUUGACAGGGCUCUCCUUCAACUCGGCCCAGAGUGCUUAAUAUGGCCGCACCAAUUUUUUAGCCCGUUUUCACACGAUAUAGCACAAAAUGCAUAGCCUUCCAGCUCGAACCACUGGUGCACCUUGCUCUUUUAGGCCACUGUGCGAGAUGCUCGGUCUGUACCUGGGCAUACUGGAGCUUGGAAGAAAAGUGAAAGCCUUUUCUCUCUAAAUGUGUGCUUGAUUGCUUUGGAUAUUGUCUUGCAAAUUUUAUUUUCACCAAGAAAUGCCAUGAGAAAACACAACUGCGAGUGUUUCAUGGAAGUGCAGUCACUCAGCGGCAGCACAGUUGAGUCUAAAACAUUCUCAUGACUGCUUUUAAGACCAGCCCCCCCCCCCCCCCCCCCCGGGACGAGGGGAGGGAGGUUUCUCCGUCUUACACACAGCGUUUCACUCACUUCCUCUACUUAGCUCCAAGACAGUUGACAGAAGUUGCUCCCGCCACCGCCUUGCCGGGCAAAGUACCCAAAAAGAAAGCAGCUUCAAGGACCAAAAAAUCAGGCCCGAGCAUUGGCGAGCUCCUCAUCAAAGCAGUUUCUUCAUCCAAGGAGAGGAACAGCAUGUCCCUGUCUGCCUUGAAGAAAACUUUGCAGGCCGCCAGAUACGAUGUGGAGAAGAACCACCACGUCAAAAUUGCCACCAGGAACCUUGUGGCAAAAGGCAUCCUGGUGCAGACCAGAGGGACCGGUGCAUCUGGCUCUUUCAAGCUGAACAGGAAGCAGACCGAAGGCCAGAAUCCCACCAAGGAAGCCGCGCCCAAAGCCAAAAAGGCAGCCGCCAAAAAACCCACUGUGGCUAAGAAACCCACUGUCACCACCAAGAAGUCUCCUAAGAAGGCAAAGAAGCCCCCUGCCACCACCAAGAAAGCCACCAAGAGCCCGAAGAAGGCAAAAAAAAAUCUACCAGCCCCCAAAAAGGCUGCCAAGAUCUCAAAAAAGACAAAAAUUGAUAAGUCCAAUGCCACAAAGCCCAAAACGGCCAAGGCGAAAAAGGCAGCCCCCAAAAAGAAGUAAACAUGUUUGUUUAAUAUUUUCUUUCCCUAAAUGGCUCUUUUAAAGGUCAACCAAGUUAAAAAAGCAAAAUUCCACAGUGAUCCAAAUGUGUUUUCACAUAUCCAGAGAGAUACCUUACAUUUCUGAGCGUGAUUUUGUGAAUGUGCACUAAUUGCUGGAAAGCGGUAUUUCAUCUGCUUUUCAGGACCCAAAGCUCCACCCUUCAAAAAAUAAACUUACGAGCACGAGAUAGGUCACGCGACCUCGUGACGUAUGUUUCAGAAUAACACGGUGGCAUAGUCGUUGCACCUGGACUGAAGUGCUGAAAGUAAUUUGAGUUGAUUUAGUUACUUACAAAGACUGAGUCCAGAGUUUUUGCCUACAGUCCCCAGCCAUGCCUACUCGGUGUAUAAUCGCAGGUUGUGGCAAUACAUAUAAAGACAGGGUAAGCUUUCAUCACUUCCCCAAAGAUGAGACCAUCAAAAAAUUUGUGCCAAAAAUGAAGUCGUACAGAUAUCAUGGCAUCCUCAGCAGGUAAGUUCAUACCUCUCGCUAAUCUUGAUAACUCAGAAUGUUGCUGUUUUCAUGCUGAUAAUAGAUAACAUCACAUUCAGUAUCAAUAUUAACAGCAUCAACAAAAUCAUUGUUUCUUUCCUAUCAUUUCUAUCUCAGGAUUCAUUUGGCAGCACUACACUACAACGCAAACAGUGACAGAGAGCAGGCAAGGACAAGUAAAGGGGACCUACGCUAUAGUAUUUGAAAACCAAAGUACAAGCCAGGAAGUGCUUCAGCUAAGCCAGUCAAAGAACCAUGCAACUACUCCUAUGAUGAGGAACUCAUGGCUGAUGUAUCGGAGCAAGACUUUGACACUUCACCACCAGAGAGGCAGCCAUCACCACCACCUUUGAGCAGGGCCAUGUGUACCCCCCCAAAGAGGAGAUAAUCCGAUGCCAUCACAGCUGAUUUUCCAAAAAAUGAUUGUAUUGUGCUGUAUGUACACAUCAGAGAAACUUUUGAUGGGCAAAUGUGUGUCAUGUGUGAUCUUGUGCCUUUUUGGGUCUUUGAAAACUUUUUCAGUUCUGUUUCAACACCAUACAUAUUUAUUAUUAUUAUUUAUUUUUUUUGUUAUCAUUGCUGAGGUUAUUUCAGGCAAGUGUUAGUGUUGAUUAUGGACAUAUAAUGUAUCCACACUGGAUUGGGAAGGAUUGCUGUGUGAAUCCUUUUCCCAGGUCUUUGGACCUCUGGUUUGUCUUUGUUAUAGGGUUAACAAAUGCAUUAGAACAAAUAAAUCUGAUUCAAGUAUA